CUAUUUGUUGGACAGGCCCCUCCUCAAUGAUCACUUUCUCCAGGCUGAACGUCAUGAUCAUCUUGAGAGUCCACCUCUCGGUGGGACAAAAGACUUGCACCCCAGAAGUCGCGGCUGGAAAUAACAUUCCCUCUCAUAAGUUUCACACCUCCGAUUUACAAGCGCUAUUUUGCUUUUGAUGCACUUCUGAAACAUCGGAGAAAUCGAUCAUCUUUUAAAAAGUUUUAAAAUAAUUAUCCAUUUCACUUCGUGCAAGAAGCAAAUUCAUCAGGAUUAAAAUUUCAGGAGGAGGACACAAAAAUUGUUCUAUCAUUUUUAAGAAGUAGUCGGAAUUUAUACAGGAGAUAUACGGUAACUCUUGUCAUCAACGGAGUUCCUGAAUUGUUACUUUUUUUAUAUAUAUAUAAAUGCUGUACAUCAGUGGAAGAGAGAAAAUGAGAAGACACUAAAAUCUGGAACUAGAUGAACUAACGCACUUGCGGUAAAGUGCCAGCAACACAUGAAAAACGUCUACCAGUCUGGAUUACUUGAUUGUAUGGAUCCCAAUUAGAACUCGGGUGAAGAUGGGCCUCCCUGGCAUAUUUACCUUGGUACUGUUGCUACUGGGCUCUCUGCUGGAAGUAGGGCUCUGUUGUCCACAUCCAUGUGCCUGUUACCUCCCAACAGAGGUACACUGUACCUUCCGCUCCCUGCUCAGUGUGCCUGCUGGUAUACCCAGACAAGUGGAGCGCAUGAAUCUGGGAUUUAACACAAUUAAUCAGAUCACAGAUAGCUCAUUUGCUGGACUGAGGAAACUGGAACUUCUAAUGAUGCAUGGAAAUGAUAUACACAAAAUCCCCCAUGGUGCCUUCCGAGACUUGAUGUCACUACAGGUCAUGAAGAUGAGCUACAACAAAGUGAGGGUGAUAACUCGGAACACCUUGUUUGGCUUGUCAAGCCUGGUGAGGUUACACUUGGACCACAACCGCAUCGAGUCGAUCCACCCCGACACUUUCCAUGGAAUGACCUCUUUACGACUGGUCAACCUAGAGGGCAACCACCUCCAGCAGCUGCACCCCUCCACCUUCAGCACAUUCUCCCUCAUGCAGCAGUUCUCCCUCUCCACCGUCAAGCACCUGCAUUUGGCUGACAACCUGCUGACCACUCUCCCCAAGAACAUGCUUAAGAACAUGCCCCAGCUGGAGACGCUCUUCAUCUAUGGCAAUCCCUGGAGCUGCGAUUGCAGAAUUAAUCCAUUAUUGGACUGGACAGCCAGUCACCCUGGAGUUCUGAAAUGUAAAAAGGACAAAGCAUACCCUAAAGGGCAUCUCUGUCCAAUGUGUGCGUCUCCCAACCAUCUGGCAAAGAGAACUGUUUCGGACCUUAAAGACCUUAUUUGCACCGGACCUGUCAUUACCUCCACGGAGAAGGACCCUCCGCCCGAGCACAGCCUGAGUGAGCUGCUGUCUGCAGAAACAGUGAGAGAGCCGUUUGGGAACAUCACACUUAAUCUUUCUGAUGAGCAUGGAAACAAAGUGGAUCUCAGGUGUCGCAUCGAGGCACCAAGAGAGUCCACCAAAGUUGCCUGGGAGCAAAUAGGUUCUGAGCAGAUGGUGGCCAACCUGACUCUCUCCCUAGACCUGGACUGCCCCAUACCGCGGGAAGACUAUGAGAGACUUUGGAAACUUAUUGCAUACUACAGUGAAGUGCCUGCACACCUACAGAGAGAGAUCAUGCUCAGCAGGGAGCCGAAGUUGAGUUACAGAUAUAGGCAGGACGUUCAACAAGAUGCAUACUACUAUACUGGGGUGAGAGCCAAUAUUGAAUCCCAGCCUUCCUGGUUGAUGCAGUCCUUCAUGAACUUACAACUGAACAGAGCACUUUCAAAUGCAAAAAAUGUGAAGCUGAUACUCGGAACCCAUUUCUCAUCAAAUCUGGAGACAGAAAUGAUCAGACGCCAACGGAGGGAGUGGGUAAUGAUUGAACACAACAACAGAACACAGACUGCAAUGAGUGCUGUCAAAGGAGGCAUGAUAGAAAUGGACUGCUUCGUGCUCAGCUCUGGACAUCCAUCAGUCCAGUGGAUGCUGCCAGAUGGCUCCAAAAUCAAAGCACCAUACACCAGCGCUAACAACAGGAUUGCUGUAUCCAGCAGUGGGAAGUUGGUCAUAAAAGCACUGAGCCACGCCGAUGCUGGAGUGUAUUAUUGUAUUGCUGAGGUGAAGAAUGAUCUAGAUUUUCUACCUUUCCGGUUAGCUGUGGUGGAAUCCUCAGCCCCACCUCCUGGUGAUAAGGCAGGGCCAGCAGUGACACACUCAGUUGGAGAGCCCAUCUCUUUGCCAUGCAUCACCUCGGCAGCCCCUGACGCUGAAAUCUAUUGGAUUUUCCCAGAUGGCAGCAAAGCCAACAUCAAUGCCAACUCAUCAAAGGCUUAUGUUUUCUCAAAUGGAACAUUAUUUAUACCCCACAGUCAUCUCAGUAACAAUGGAUAUUACAAAUGUGUGGCUGUGAACCAACAUGGCACCGACACCCUGGCAGCGAAGGUAACAAUCACACAGAGGGAGGGCUUGCAGCCACUGAGGAGGUAUCCCAUGAGGCCACAGUCAGCCGCAGGAAUCUCCACUAAAAUAAAAGCUUUCGUAGACGACACUGAUGAGUCUUCAGGAGAUUAUGGCAUUUGGGGGAAAACUCCAAACAAUCCCAACAAUGUUCGUACAAACGGACAAAGGGUUCCCCAUACUAGAACACGUGAGCAUCCACAUAGACACCCUCAGCGAAGGCCUCAUGGUCCUAGAAAACCUAUUCGAAAAGGAUACCAUGGACAAAAUAGGAAAAAUAUACCCGAGACAAGGAGAAAUUCUGGAACAUCAAAAGUCAAGAUAGACCCCCAAAAAUGGGCAGACAUUUUGGCAAAAAUCCGUCAAAGAACUGGUGCAAAACCCACUGCACCUAGCCCUGCUCACACCAGUUCACCUCCUAAACCCAGUGCACCUAGCCCUGCUCACACCAGUUCACCAGUGAUAGAAGUUCAUUAUGAAGACUUGUCCAACUCAAAGAAGCCUGAACCUGGUGACAGCACAGAGGGAUCAACUCCAGAUGACGCUGGCCUGCCAGGAGAGGGAUUCAAUGUUCUCAACACCCCUCAAAUUCCUUCGCAAAUACCCCGACACCAAACAGUGAUAGCUCCUACUCACACAGAAGACCAGACUAAUGAUAUUUACCAAAUAUAUACCCCAAAAUCAGACACGGUCGUAAAAGAACAGACUCCAUUUCUAAGUACUGAUGUCAAGCCUACUAAAGCCUCUGACUAUACAAGCACUGCACAUGUUCUUGCCAACACUAUGACAAUCAGUACUGAACAUGUUCUUGCCAACACUAUGACAGUCAGAGCUGAAACUGGGCUGGAUGAAACUCAAACAGUAAAAAUGGGAAAUAAUAAGGCUUUCAGUGUUCUACAGACUACUCCACAACCAAAGCAUGCGGUCAACAUAGAAGACACAGUUAUUCCAUCGGACAGAGUUGAUGCUUAUCCUGAGGUAAACACAAACAACAAAGUGGAUGAAAACAGUCUCACUUCACUGUUUACAACCUCUUCACCAGCUGCCAAAUCUAGAUCUACUGCUAUUGCCAAAAAAGGACCACCCUUUAAUUCAGUGCCCUCCAGAUCAAAUGUCCAGUGGAAUUCAAGAAGGAGGUAUGGUAAUAGAAGACGAAUGAACAGACUCAGACCGAGACCACCCAUGUCACGCUUAACAACUCCCAGGCCACAGCAGGCAUUGGCAUCUACCAUCCCCUCGCCACUAGUCAGAUCUACAGAACCUUCACCAGUGAGGAAGAGCACAUUACCCACUACUGGACCUUUUACAAAAGAUACUAUUAGUCUCUCAGAGAGCACUCUCUCAGCACAAGAUGACAAAAUGCUCACACAACCAGGACAGGGCAGCUAUGACGAAGUUGAGCCUGGAAGACCGCAAGUUCCACCAGAAAGCACUUCAGCAACAUUACUGUCACUUGUAACAGCACAAGGAAAACCUCAAGGAUACGAGCACACAGCUUCUUCGGGAGCUAUCCCAACAUCAGAGCCAGGCCACAAAUCUAGUCCCGUGGCAGCCGGCCAUGAGGAGUCUACACAAGUUAUCUCAGACUUGAAAAUGGAUGUGAAGAUCUUAAGUGAAAAUGUGGCAACAACUCUGAACUACAUGACGAGCCAUGUAUCACCACAGUCGGAGGUAAAUUAUGUACAUGCCUCAAGAGAGCCAACCUCCCCUCCCCCAGACAGAGACCAAGAUUUCUCAUCUGUCAAAGACUUUAGCAAUCAGAAUAAAAAUAAUGAAAAGCACUUCAAAGAAUCUUCACCGAAUAUACCCACAACCAUCAAACCAGUAACAACAGUCAGUGCGUCUCACCAUGGAACUCCAUUUACUCAAUAUAGAGAAUCUCCACCAAGUGUAACACAGCUUUAUAUUAGGACCACUCAGCAUGAACACAGUGUAGUUUCCCCCAUUGCUGAGACACCUGUGGCAGGUAAAAACAGAGACCUAUUGCCCAAACAAGACAGUGAUGUUGAACAAACAGUCAUCACAGCAACUACUAUAGAGCCAACCAACACACCUGAUAUUACUACUCCAGCUGUUUCAACAGCAACAGUAUUAAUGUCCACCACAACAACAGCAACACCAAAAACAACUGCUCUGUCAACAACGGCUUCAUCCAGAUUAAGACCUAGUUUAACAUUACCUGGUAACAACAGGGUUUCCCACAGCUCAAAGUAUCCUGGAGGAAAUUAUAUUCCUGAUCGACACAGCGGAAGGAUACCCAGUACUAACUACAGAUACCCAUUUUACCCCAACAAUAAGACUCCAUUCAUCAUUCGCAGGCCUGAUAUAAACCCGAUGCCAUCUGUCACCACUUCCCCAGAGCGAAACGGAAAAGUAAACCCCCAAAAGUCAACAAAUGCAGAAGCACCAAAGACCACUUCAGCUGCAGCCACCUCUACCUCCACGACUACAAUUCCAACAACUGUCUUAAAGACACUCUCUUCAACAAAAUUCAAAGGUCAAAAUCAAACAGGUCAAAGCUCGACAAGUCGACAUUCCAGCACAGUAUUUUCUCCCAACACAUACGACGGGUCAUCUCAGAGACCUGCCCCAGUGCCUGGCCUGAAAGCGAAGCCCAAGAUCACCACCAGCAACAUCUAUACAUUUAUAGUCAACGCUUCAACAGAUGUACUGCUUCCCUGUGAUGCUGUAGGGGGGCCUAAGCCAUUCCUCACAUGGACCAAAGUAUCCACAGGAGCUAUCAUGUCGGCAAACACCAAGCUCCAGAGGUUUGAAGUCCUGCCCAACGGGACCUUUGUGAUCCAGAACGUGCAGCUUCAGGACCGGGGCCAGUACCUCUGCACGGCCCAAAACCUCCACGGUGUGGAUAAGAUGAUCGUCACCCUCUUUGUCUUAGCUCAACAGCCCAAAGUGCUAACCCCGAGGCAGCGCGACGUGACCGUGUACCUGGGCGAGAGCACCAGCCUGGAGUGCCUCGCCCGAGGUCUGCCAGAGCCACACAUCACCUGGGUGCUGCCAGACAGAGCUGUGCUCCACACGGUCAGCACCUCUGAACAGCGCGUCAUGCUCCUUCCCAACGGCACUCUUCAUGUCAAGCACACCAACUAUCCAGAUCGAGGGAUUUACAAAUGCAUAGCCAGCAAUGUGGCUGGGGCUGACACCAUCUCUGUGCGCUUGCACACGGCCGCACUGCCUCCCAUGAUCCAGCAGCCGCACUAUGAGAACUUCACCGUCUCUGACGGCCAGGCGGUCUACAUCCACUGCAGUGCCAAAGGAGCUCCCCAGCCAACCAUUCGCUGGGUGGUCUUUGAUGGCACACAGGUGCGCCCCUCACAGUUUGUGAAAGGAAAUCUGUUUGUCUUCCCCAACGGCACGCUGUACAUUCGCAAUCUGUCCUUUAAAGACUCAGGGCGUUAUGAGUGUAUGGCCAUCAAUGCCGUGGGGGCAGCAAAGAGGACAGUGAGCUUGGUGGUGAAGAAGAACUCCUCUACAGCCAAGAUCACCUCCACAUCUCCUCAGAGCACUGAUGUGUUGUACGGGGAGACACUGCGUCUCGACUGCAUUGCCUCUGGGGACCCAGCUCCCAGGAUCGUUUGGAGAACCCCAUCUAAGAAAUUAAUAGAUGCACAUUACAGCUUUGAUCGCAGGAUGAGAGUCUUCAGUAAUGGUACAUUAUCAGUCCAAGGAGUGACAGAAAAAGAUGAAGGAGACUACUUAUGUGUUGCCAGAAACAAAAUGGGAGAUGACUAUGUGCUACUCAAGGCCAACGUGAUGAUGAAGGCAGCCAAGAUUGAAGGAACCCAACUGAGCAGCCAGAAGGUCUCUCACGGAGGGGACUUAAAAGUAGACUGCGUCGCCUCAGGUCUCCCAAACCCGGAGAUCAGAUGGAGUUUACCAGAUGGAACUAUGAUUAACAGUGUUAUGCAAUCAGAUGAUAGCGGAGUGCGCACUCGAAGGUAUGUGGUUUUCAACAACGGCACUCUUUAUUUGAAUGAAGUGGGAAUGAGGGAGGAGGGCGACUACACGUGCUAUGCGGAGAACCGACUGGGCAAGGACGAGAUGAAGGUUCACAUCAAGAUCGUGGCAGAGCCCCCGUUAAUCCGAAAUAAAACCCGUGAAAUGAUUAAAGUGAACUAUGGGGAUACUGUGGCACUGACAUGCAGUGUCAAGGGAGAACCCACUCCCACUAUCACAUGGGUGUCUCCAACCGGCCGCAUCGUACCCCCCGUUUCAGAUAAAUACCAGUUCCAUUCAGACGGGACUCUGGUCAUUCAGAAAGUGCAGAGGUUAGACAAUGGGACCUACACCUGCACUGCCAGAAACAAUGCAGGCAUGGAUAGGAAACUAGUGACGCUCGAGGUCCUUGUCUCAGCGCCCACCAUCAAUGGAGUUCAGAACUCCGUCAGCUCCACUCAGGAGACGGCAGUGAGGGAUCAGCGUAAGCUCCUGCACUGCAAAGCAGAGGGUACCCCAAUCCCACGGGUCAUGUGGGUUCUGCCUGAGAACGUGGUGCUGCCUGCUCCAUACUACGGAAGUAGAAUCACAGUGCAUCGUAACGGAACACUAGAUAUCCGUUCCUUGCGAACCACCGACUCUGUCCAGCUGCUGUGCAUUGCCCGUAAUGAGGGAGGGGAAGCACGCUUGCAGGUUUCCCUUGAUGUGAUAGAUGAGAUACAGAAACCCAACCUGAAGAGCCCAGCAACAGAAUCGAUGGCUCUCACCAGUGGAGUUUCCAUGACUUUGAACUGCACCGUUGAAGGCAGGCCCACUCCACAGGUGACCUGGGUCCUUCCCAACGGGACGACCAUCAUGAGUGGCACAAGCAUCUUCAGAUUCGACCACAGGCCCGAUGGCACCCUGUUUAUCAGAAACCCAUCUCUGUUUGAGAUAGGAAGGUACCGCUGUGUUGGCAGAAAUUCAGCUGGGUUUGUUGAGCGUACUGUCAUACUAGAGUCGGGAAAGAAGCCUGAUAUCAAUAACAAAUACAACUCAGUGGUGAGCAUUAUCAAUGGGGAAAACUUGCAGCUGAACUGUCUCUCAAAAGGAACCCCCCUCCCUAAGCUUACCUGGACACUGCCUAGUGGCGUUGUGCUCAUGAGGUCCCAGACAACGGGACGCUACAAGGUUCUGGAAAAUGGAACACUUAUGGUACAGCAGGCCUCUGUUUAUGACAGGGGAACAUACCAGUGUAAGUCGACCAAUGAGCAUGGCUCCUCUGUACUGUCAGUGCCUGUGAUUGUCAUCGCCUAUCCACCACGGAUCACCAACGGCCCCGCAGCAGUCACUUACGCCAGACCCGGCGUGGCCAUUCAGUUGAACUGCAAUGUCAUUGGGAUCCCCAAAGCAGACGUGGUAUGGGAGAUGCCUGAUAAGACUGUGUUUAAGGCUGGCACUCAGCCAAGAGUCUAUGGGAACAAGUACCUUCAUCCCCACGGCUCCCUGGUCAUCCAGAAGCCAUCCAGCAGAGACACUGGUUUCUAUAAGUGCACUGCCAAGAAUGUUGUCGGAAGUGACACAAAGUCAACAUAUUUACAUGUGUUUUAAUGGUAAAUAAUUCAUGUUAAACAGGCCCAUUAAACUGCUUAAACUCUGUGCACAAGAUACUGUCCACACAAGCACAUCUGAGUAUGUUUUUUAAAUAGAAUGCUUUAUCUCCAGAGCUGGUUUAUUAUUUGAAUUCCUGUACAUUGAGUAUGAGUUAUAGGCAUCUUACAAUAUCUUGAGAAAUAUCUAUGUGAUAAUGUAUGUACAAAAACAUGCAUCCUGUUCAAACUUGUGGUAUAGGUCAAAAGCUGAUUUGAUGGAUUUAUUGUCAUGAAUUCAAUUACCAAAAGCUCUACAUUUUGAAUGGUAGACAUCAGGGAACAAAAUUGCAACUGCUGUUGCAAAAUUUCAUACAUGACUUCCACAACUAACCUAAUGCUUGUGUCCUUACCAGACAUUUUUGAUAUUCAUAUCUGUACUUGUUACCUUAAUUUUGUAAACUAAUACCGUAUUAUGAUAGAAGUCUAUUUGAAUAAGAAGGGAAACGUGCUUUUUUAUUGUAAAAAAAAAUGGACCAGUUCCUGAUCCUAAUUUCAUAGUUUUUAUUUCUUUUAAUGUUCAAAUAAGCUUUAAGGUUUGUCAGAUGAAUUACAUGUGGCCACCAAUUUAUAUAACAUUUAUAUUAUUUUAGGAGGCAUGAGAAUGUUCUCUGUGUGCUAAAAUACUUCAUACAUGUUUAUUUUCUUAAAUUAUUUGUCUUUACAAGACUGGUGAAAAAAUAUCAACUGUUAUAAAUCGAUGUAGCUAUAUUUUGAACAGCUACUUCUUCCACAUAAAGGGCAAAGGAACAUAACAUCAAGUGCACUGAAUUUGAAUCAUUUUUCAUCUAACCCUUAUGUGCCCCACACAGCAGACUCUGUUGAUUCUGAUGCAAAAGUUGUAAAAAAAAAAUUAUAAUAAAAAAAAAAAAACAUAAUAAAA
This is a messenger RNA of Clupea harengus (Atlantic herring), 9002 nucleotides long. RefSeq names its product matrix-remodelling associated 5b (gene mxra5b). Gene Ontology annotation, molecular function: protein binding. NCBI's taxonomy places the organism in Eukaryota, Metazoa, Chordata, Actinopteri, Clupeiformes, Clupeidae. The record is from RefSeq and is a predicted model, not a curated record.